AUGUUUUCUCGAUCCCUCUCGACAUUACCUAUCUCUGAGAGUAGUUUAUCUGCACUGAACCGAGCUGGGUUCAAGAACGUCAGCGAUCUCGGCACGUUAUCGGCUGAGCAGCUCUCUCUGGAAAUAACCAUACCAGCAUUCGUAUGCGAAGAAAUUCUAAAAACUGCACGAUCAAAGUUUGAGCUCCUUACUCAACCGGCAACUUCUUUAUUGAAGAGCAUUCGCUCGUCGUUUUCCUUGUCUGAACCUGUCAAUGCUCUUCUUGGAGGUGGCUUGAGCAGAGGGCAUGUGAUCGAAUUCAGUGGUCCUCCUGGAAGCCCGAAAGACCUUGCUAUUCUGGACCUGAUCAGAAGCGUAGUCAAAGCCGAAGAAAACGUAUUAUUCUUAGAUGCACAAAACAUGACAAUCCCAUCUACCUUGAGGUCUGCAUUGAAAGGUAGCUCGCAGGAUAUCGAAUUUCAAAUUCUCUAUGGAUUGAUUGCUCUCCAAAAAUCUGUAUUUACACACCCCCAGACGUCACUACUCGUUCUGAACACACUUUCCUUCCUCUUUCACACGACAUCUAUCCCUAACUCAGCAAGAGUAUCAUUACAGGAACAACUAAAGACACUGCUCUCCAAAGUUUGCGCAUCCAAGCAGCUUAUGGUUGCUGUUACCGUGCAAUUAGCAACGAAGAUGGUUGGCGAAGGUGGAGGUGCAGCGAACUUUGACACAGCGAAGAAAGCAAUCAUGGUUCCGCAACUUGGUGAUUCGUAUCUACCUUCGAGCAGGUCGCACCGUCUUAUCUUUAUACUUAAUUCGCCUAGAACCGGGUGCGUAAGCCUCUUCUUACUCUUUUGCUGUGGAAUCGUGACAUUCCCCUAUGAAGGGUAA
Messenger RNA from Fomitiporia mediterranea MF3/22, 873 nucleotides. RefSeq lists its product as uncharacterized. Bases 1 to 873 code for a protein of 290 amino acids. Gene Ontology annotation, biological process: meiotic DNA recombinase assembly; reciprocal meiotic recombination. Gene Ontology annotation, cellular component: replication fork; Rad51B-Rad51C-Rad51D-XRCC2 complex; Rad51C-XRCC3 complex. NCBI's taxonomy places the organism in Eukaryota, Fungi, Basidiomycota, Agaricomycetes, Hymenochaetales, Hymenochaetaceae. Gene Ontology annotation, molecular function: four-way junction DNA binding; crossover junction DNA endonuclease activity. The record is from RefSeq and is a predicted model, not a curated record. The transcript has 5 exons.